Microthlaspi erraticum is the source of this 1449-nucleotide messenger RNA. The record is from the annotation of a GenBank genome assembly. Lineage: Eukaryota; Viridiplantae; Streptophyta; Magnoliopsida; Brassicales; Brassicaceae.
AUGGCAAAGACAAAAGGAAAUGAGAGUAUGAAGAAGAAGAAGAACCCAUUCAUGGAACCACCAAAGAAGCAAAUCAAGCUAGGGAGUAGUAGCUCCAAUGCAAGAGCAGAAAUACCAACUUCACCACAUUCCAUUGAUUCAAGUCAAGAACAUGUGGAGAGUCCAAGAAGAGGAGAAGAUGAUUGGGCACUUGUAACCUUUGUUGGAGAACAAAAUCAAGACCCAAGAAAGUGUAAGAAGGCAAUGGAGAAGGUGAACAUCGAGCCAUGUGUGAAGAUGGACACCCAAACCCUUGAUCUUCUCAAGAUAAGAGAUGAUGUCACAUGGUACAUAAGGAAGCUAGGCUUGAGCAAGCUCUUCAAGCUAGAAUGUAGUGAGUACUCACAACUCACCAAGGAGUUCCUCUCUACAGUAGCUCUUGCCUUUCCCAACCACAAUGGAGACCAACCAGCUGGUGAAGGACUCCUACUCUUCAAGAUAGGCGAUGCCAAUGGGCGCAUAUCUAUCUCAGCUCUAUGCAAACUCUUUGGACUUCCCAAUGAGACAGCACAUGACUUCAAGGAGAACUCAAAGAGGAAACAAGCUGCCUUUGCUGAUUGGACACACUUUGCCAAUGAACCAUUCAUGCCUUCAAGGUCAAAGGUGUCUAGAAUCACCCAUCCAGCCAUUCGCUAUGUGCACCGCCUCAUCUCCACCACUUUCCAAUGCAAACAAGAAGCCAACAAGGUCACAACUGAUGAGUUCUACAUCCUCACCACACCAUUCAUCAAGCAUGAGUACAAGGCCAACCUUGGACUUUUACUUGCCAAGACAUUCAUCAAUGUGAGGAAGCUAGCUAAAGACUUGGAAGGCAACAAGAAGCUUUGUGUUCGUUUUGGGAGGCUUAUCACGGCCAUAGUACUGCAUGUGGGGAUUGACAUUCCCAACUAUGAGCCACUACCCAAGCCAACCCCUUUGGAUCUCCAUGCUCUUCAGCACAUCCACUUCCUAAACCGUUGGACUAAAGACCCAACUCGGUUUUGCUAUGAGUUUCCAAUUGGUCCAGCCAACACUUCCCUUGUCUUGCUGCCACAUGAGGACAUCCCAAGCCUACGCUCAGGAGUUGUCACUUUCCAGCCCAAUGAGGAAGAGUUCUAUGUUCCAUCAACAUGCAGUCAAGACUCAACGCCGCUCCAAGAACGCCAUGUUCUCACUACUGGCAUGGCUGCGCACCAAGCUCUAGACCGUGUUAACAAGCUGGAGAAGAUAGUGGAAUGCCAAUCUCGCUUCAUCUCGCGCCUAGUCCGCGUAGUUCGCCACAUUGCACCGGAGAGACUCUUUCGCCCUUCUUCCACCGCUAGAGAGCCAUAUGAGCCUGACCUUGGUGAGUUCUCACUAGACUCAGAGCUUGGUUCAGAAGGCGAUGACCCCAUAGAUGAGGAAGAGAGUUCUUCUCACUGCCACACAUAG